This is a messenger RNA of Penicillium expansum, 2958 nucleotides long. Its product is annotated as Molybdenum cofactor biosynthesis, MoeB. Gene Ontology annotation, biological process: cyclic threonylcarbamoyladenosine biosynthetic process. NCBI's taxonomy places the organism in Eukaryota, Fungi, Ascomycota, Eurotiomycetes, Eurotiales, Aspergillaceae. Gene Ontology annotation, cellular component: mitochondrial outer membrane. The record is from RefSeq and is a predicted model, not a curated record. The transcript is spliced from 6 exons. Bases 1 to 2958 code for a protein of 985 amino acids. Gene Ontology annotation, molecular function: hydrolase activity; ubiquitin-like modifier activating enzyme activity; tRNA threonylcarbamoyladenosine dehydratase activity.
AUGGCUUCCUCGCCAUCCAAAUGGUGGCAAGAGCCCACCGAAGCCGACCUCGACUACGGAUUCGAUUCUGACGAACUGGAUACCAGAUAUAACGAAUCUGAUCGAAACACCUCCCACGAAAAUAAAAGCAAACCGAGAGACAAUAAGAGAACAGACAAGAAGGGUGUGAUUGCAAGCAUGGCUUCUUGGCUCCACCGCCAGGCUGGUUCGUCCCACGGACAGCUUGCGACAGCGGCUGUUGUAUCCGGCGCAGCUGUCGCUGGUGCUAUCUUUGGAUACCAGUCAUACAAGCGCAAGGAAGCUGUUCAUGACCUGAAGGCUUCGAUCCCAAGUCUAGAUGAUUUGCAUCCUGCGGAAAUGCUCACCGAUUUUGGCGCUGCCUCCAAUGGAAUCAAGCCGAGCAAGGAAGACGAGCGCAGUGCAGCUUUGGCUCGAAGAGCGCAGCAGGGAGACUACGAUGACGACUUGAUUCUUGAACAACUCGCCCGCAACCGCGUGUUCCUCGGCGACGAAGGCCUUGCUAAGCUUCGAUCGUCAUUCGUCGUCGUUGUCGGCUGUGGUGGUGUCGGUUCGCAUGCUGCUGCCUCACUCGCCCGAUCGGGCGUGUCUAAAAUCCGGCUUAUCGAUUUCGAUCAAGUCACAUUAUCAUCGUUGAAUCGACACGCUCUUGCGACAUUAGCUGAUGUUGGCACACCAAAGGUUCAUUGUAUCCGGAGGCGAUUGGAACAAAUUGCACCGUGGGUCGCCUUCGAUUGUCGGAAUGAGCUCUAUGGAAAGGCCACGUCUGAGGAUCUCCUUGGCCCGUGGUCUCUGACACGCGAUGGGGAGGGCCGGCGACCAGAUUUCGUCUUAGAUUGUAUCGAUAAUCUUACAUCCAAGGUAGAGUUGCUAUACUACUGCCACUCGAACUCGUUGCCUGUUAUUUCGUCGAUGGGUGCAGGAUGCAAGUCGGACCCGACUCGCGUUGUGGUCGGUGACAUCUCGCUCAGCACUGACGAUCCUUUGUCCCGCAGUACACGUCGCAGACUGAAGCUUCUUGGUGUUUCCUCUGGCAUUGCAGCCGUGCUCUCCACAGAGAAACCGGGCCCGGGCAAGGCUACUCUACUUCCUCUCCCCGAGCAUGAAUUCACCAAGGGUCAAGUUGGUGAACUUGGAGUUCUUCCUGACUUCCGAGCCCGCAUCCUCCCAGUACUGGGAACUAUGCCUGCAGUGUUUGGUUACACAGUAGCCAACCACGUUAUCUGCACUAUUACUGGCUACCCACUUGACUAUAACAUGGGCGCCAAGGGCCGCGAGAAACUCUACGAUACCAUCUUGGGUGCUUUGCUAAUCUUGCAUGAACGAAUGGUUAAACAAUUCACUGGUCAAGAUACCGUGGGGCUUCGUCUCCCGCUCAGCAAGGAUGAUAUUGCAUUCGUUGUGGAGGAAGUAUACCGGGGGAAGAGUGCGAUCAGUGGCUUGUCCACCAGACUGGCUCUCAUUCCCUGGCAAACCCCUGCUCACGGAUGGAACAUGGAUCUGAGCCUCGAGAAAGAGGGACAAAAGACCAUCCCGAUAUACAUCAAUGAUAUGGUCUGCGUGACCAAGGAGGAAGCCCUCCACCACGAGCAGGAGGUGCUUAAGGGCGGCAAGAAGGUGGAAGAGGUAUAUGACGAGGCUGUUCUCCAGCGUGUAAACCUGCGCAGACGGGAAGCAGAGGAGGCCAUGGCGUCUCGCGACUCCUAUCCGCUGGACUUCGAGUCUAACAGCGCAGAUAGCGACCUCUACCCGACGACAGCUCACCAUCCCUCCCACUCAAAUCAAUUUCCACAAUAUUCUCGCCCACUGAUUGAUUCUGCCAGAAACGCAUGGCAGACCAGAGCCCCUGAGGGUUCCCAACACACCUCCAGCUCCCCCGCAGAUGACAUCAAAUCCCCGGGAUGGUCCCAAAUGGCUUCCGCGCCGCGCUUUCGGCAAAUGCUAACCUACGGCGCGUUGUUUAUAUUUGCAUGGAUCGGUUGGCGAAUGCUGCUUUCUCCGCGACUACAAGGGCAAAACUCACUCAAUCCGACAUCUAAGGCGGAGAUAGGUGGAUGGUUCGGGGCAAAUUCGUCUCCACAGUUCGACGGCUUGGUUCGCAUCCGUACAUUGGACCCAGACCUGGUGCCUGGGGACCUGGCGAGGGUGGAUUCGGGGGAAUCUAGUCGGAAGCGGCUAAUAAUUGUGGGCGAUGUGCAUGGAUGUAAAGAGGAGUUGGUGCAACUUCUUGAAAAGGUCUCGUUCAACCAGAAAGGCAGCGAUCACCUUAUCUUUGUUGGCGACCUGAUCAACAAAGGACCAGACAGUACAGGAGUCGUGGACUUAGCUCGGGAGCACUCGGCAUCUAGUGUCCGUGGGAACCACGAGGACCGGAUUCUGCUUCUUCGACACGAAAUGGCGAAGGCCAAAACUCUCACAAUCCCCGAUGACAAGAAGUACUCUGGUUUCUCGUCCAAAGAACUUCGGGAACGUGCACUUGCGCGGUCUUUGAGCGACGAGCAAGCUCAGUGGCUGGAGAACUGUCCAGUGAUCUUGAAUGUCGGCCAAGUUCCAGGCAUGGGCCAGGUUGUUGUCGUUCAUGCGGGACUAGUACCGGGCAUCGAGCUUGAGAAUCAAGACCCGUCUAGCGUGAUGACCAUGCGGACUAUUGAUCUAGACACGCACAUUACCAGUCCGAAAAAGAAGGGCACGAAUUGGGCUAAAUCGUUUAAUAAAUAUCAAUCAAAGCUGUACUCGAGCCUCGAGACUUCAACUGAAGAUCCUUUUGCGAACGCCAUGACUGUUGUCUAUGGUCACGAUGCUUCUACUUCUCUUUCUAUCCGCACGUUCACAAAGGGACUUGACUCGGGCUGUGUGAUGGGGGGGAAGCUCACAGCUUUGGUGAUAGAGGAUGGCGGAAAGCAAAGUAUUGUACAGGUAUCAUGUCGUGGCGAUCUCUAG